AUGAAUAAAACUAUAUCACUACUAUAUUCUUUACUAAUAUUAAUUAUCCAAGUUGGAGCCGCCAGAAAGGAUGCACAAACCACCCCAAUAAUAGUUGCACCAGAGGCUAAAACAACAACAACAACAUCAUCAUCAUUAUCAUCAUCAACUACCACCACCACAGGAAAACCCAAUAAUGGUAAAAAAUCACCUGGGAAACCCACAACUGAUUCUAAUGAUAUAGUACAAAUUACCCUUCAAAGACCAACAACACCACCACUAUUAUCACAAGAAACCCAAUUGAAAGGGUCAGGUGACACUAAAGCUGGUCAGGCCAUUAGUGGUAGUACAACUACUAGUGUCCCUAGUUCAAUCAUUUAUGAAAAUAAUGAAGAUAAAUCAUUAUUUAAAGUAUUAUUUACUAUUCCACCAAAUGAUAUAUUUUAUAAUGCUGAUUUUAAUUUUGGUAAUAAUGAUACCAAUAAUGAUAUUCAAUUAAGAUUAGAUUUAAUUCAACCGGAAAUUUGGGUAUUGAAUAAAUACAAUUUCCCACCUUGUGAAGAUUUUUUAGCAAAUACCAAUUCACCUACCACCACCAAGACAACCCCUUCUACUUUUACUUCUACUAUGGAUUAUAAUUAUGUAUUAUCAUGUGCAUCAUAUGGAGCAUAUACAUCAUCAUCAAAUCCUGAAGACAUGGAAUCACCAACUCCGGGUGUAAAUGUUCAAAAUUAUCAACCAUAUAUAAUUCCCUAUUUAAAUCUGCUUGAAGCUAGUGGAGAAUUUGUCACUGAUGAUAUAUCAUUUAAUUUAACUACUGGAGAUCCAAUUGAAUUUAAAAACAUGACAUUUCUUGAUGUUAAUGAUAGUAAUGCUUUAGUUGGAGGUCUUGGAUUAGCGGGGACACCUAAAGGUUCAGGAUUUUUAUAUUCAUUAGUUGAUCAAGGUAUAAUUGAAUCACCAGGAUAUUCAUUAUGGUUUAGUAAUGAUAGUAAUCCUGAUACUGCUAUCGCUCAAUUAUUACCUGGUGUUAUAAAUCAAAAAUAUUAUGUUGGGAAUUUUUAUCAAUUUGAUAUGAUACCUCAUACUGGAUUUAGAUAUAAUGCUAGUUAUCAAGAACAAAAUCAAGAUUUAUUUAAUUUAAUAUUACCAGUGAUACAAAUAAGUGAUAUAUUAAUGGUGAAUUUAAAUUCGGGACAAAAAUUGACGAUGAAAUCAAAUGAUGAUCAAAUACCCGUUUUACUUGAUUCCAGAGCAUCGAAUUUUUAUUUACCUUUAGAAGUGAUUAUUAAUUUAGCUAUUCAAACGAGAGCUUAUUAUUCAAGUGAACUCACGAGAUGGCUUGUUACUUGUCAUCCAUUACUUGAUGUUAAAGCUGCCAUUGAAAUCCAAAUUGGUGGUUUGACGGUAUCGGUACCAAUAUCGAAAUUUAUUGGUCGAGCAGUAUAUAAUGGAAGUUCAUUAAAUUUUGAAAAUGGGGCUGAAGCAUGUGUUUUAAAAGUUGUACCUAGUUCAGUGACUGGGUAUAAUAUGUUGGGAUUACCAUUUUUAAAACAAAUUUAUUUGGCAGUUGAUAAUGAAGGUAAAAAAAUUGCUUUAGCUAAUCUGAAUAAAUAUUUAAAAAUGACUAAACAAGAUAUUUUUAAUGAUGUGGCAAACCCUGAUCAACAUGUUUAUAAUAAUACUGCUGGCGAAUUAGCCGAUAUCACCAAUUCCAAUUCCAGCUCCAGUGAUACUACCAGUUCUAUUGAAUCUGGAAACUCUGGAAUUUCUGGAAAUUCUAUUGAUUAUAUUAAAUCAGGGAAAAUACCUUUUGCCACGGUAUACAGUGAAUCAACUGAAGGUACAUUUAUAUAUUCUUCACUUAGUCAAACUAGUGGAGCCACGGUUAUUUUAGAUAUUCCUGCUAGAUUUAGUGGUGCUUCUAUUAAAAGUGGUUUAAUUUAUUUAAAUGGAGAUUCACUGACUUCAGUUACUACAAGUGCUAUUAAUAGUACAUCUACAAGUAAAGCACAAGCAAAUUUGAAUGGUCAAAUGAAUUAUGUUGAAGUUGGAACAAUGAAAUUUCCAACAGCAAUAUUAUCACUUGUUUUAUCAAUAUUUCUUAUUAUAAUAACAUUAUUAUGA
Messenger RNA from Candida albicans SC5314, 2106 nucleotides. It is a transcript of the gene YPS7, whose product is annotated as putative aspartic endopeptidase. Lineage: Eukaryota; Fungi; Ascomycota; Pichiomycetes; Serinales; Debaryomycetaceae. The coding region runs from base 1 to 2106 and encodes 701 amino acids. Gene Ontology annotation, biological process: proteolysis. The record is from RefSeq and is a predicted model, not a curated record. The transcript has a single exon. Gene Ontology annotation, molecular function: aspartic-type endopeptidase activity.